Aspergillus sclerotioniger CBS 115572 is the source of this 1777-nucleotide messenger RNA. RefSeq lists its product as uncharacterized. Bases 455 to 1330 code for a protein of 291 amino acids. Lineage: Eukaryota; Fungi; Ascomycota; Eurotiomycetes; Eurotiales; Aspergillaceae. The record is from RefSeq and is a predicted model, not a curated record. The transcript has a single exon.
GGACCUUCCUACAUCCCACUUCUGUCUUUCUUGAAAGCAUCUAUCUGUCUGCGUAUCGAUACAUCAGAAAAAUGUUUGACAAACUACCCAACUAAAACAGUUUCCUGGGGGACAUCAGGCUCGAUGAGAGUGAUCUCCUGCCCGUUGCAUCAUCUGACAUAGGGGAGUACUCUGAUAUUCACGACAGUUAUAUCAGCGAUUCAGAGCCGCUCGCCGGCGCAUCUCUCCUCAAAGGAUUUGAUGCAGACCAUGUCUAUAAACUGGCCAAAGAUGGAGAUGUGAUGUUCGUUAUCACGACCAAGGAUCCUCCCACUCGGAUCCGGGUGUCGUCCGAGGUGCUGAUGCAAAAGUCCCAUUUCUAUGCGGCGCUAUUGGGGCCGCAUUUUCGAGAAGGCGGGAUACUUCGAGAAACUGGCCGGUUCACAAAAACGUAUGACAAUAUUAACCCUGCGGCAUGAAAAUAAUGCACGGCUUAGCCUGGGAGGUCCCCGAUCGCAUGGAUAUCGAACUUCUCAAAUACAUUGCGGUCAUAGUUGACACUUUCUGUCUUUUUGAAGUCGUUAAAGAUUUUGUGGAAAGGUGGAUAAAGAACGCAUGGCAAGGGAACAUUCCGACGCCACCCAGUCAAGAUCUCGUAGACUGGGUGCCGUAUGUCGCGUGGGUCUUUCGCCGAUCUCCAGAAUUCCAGCAUGCAACUCGUUCCAUCAUUAUGGAGCAGAGCGUAACUUUUAACCCCAAGCACGCCUAUACCCCAGAAGAGCUGCACGUCGCCAUGUGCAAAGUCCGGCGUCAUCUUCUUUCUAGGAUGAGACGUUGUAUACGAGACCAUCUCAAAGAGCUGGACGAUGCGCAUCACGACCCUGUGCCUGAAGGACGAUGCCCAUGUCCGCAUAGCUUCAUGCGAGAAUGGAAGCGUGUUCUUCAAGUGGCCCGCUAUCCACAUCAGCACAAACUCUCCCCAGCCUCGAUGCUCACGAUGAUCUAUGAGAUCGUAGGGAAGUUUGACAUAGUGGUGGGAUAUAGUAUCCCUGUAUGCAGGGUAAAUAUCCACAGGGUCCUGGAGGCCUGUCGACAAGAGAUGCGAUACUGUCAAGGCAUCAACUUCAAUGGCCACCCCGUUCGAUGCCCAGAUCCACCACCAGAGAUGGACUUCCGGGCAAUUAACUGGCCCUACAACGCUUGGGUGGGGAAAGAGGGUUCGAGAACCGGCAAGCGAGAUAUCUGGAAACACCAGAGACGUCUGCUUGCUUCUACAGCAGCGACGCCGGGGUAUGGAAGGGACCCAAACGUGGACUGGCGUUUGCUUCGUUUGGUUCUUCCCCGCACCUGACUGACUGACUGACUCGUGUCAGCAUGACCGGUUCCCCUCUUUCCUCUUUCCUCUUCCCUCUUCCCUCUUCUUUGCUUCCUUGCAUCCCCCCUCAACAAAGACACCACUAUGCCUCUUGCCAAAGCUAUCAUUGAUGAUAUCGUCCUGGCUGAAUCUUCCGCCUGGGAAACGGUCGAGGGCAAUGUCUAUGUAAGUCCGCCAUCUGGUAGACUGGCAUGCCACUGACAGCUCAGUUUCCUCCCUCGGCCAUUCGGGAUCCCUCACUUCUGGUGCCGACAGACCUGGCAACCUUUUGUCCGUGGAAAGGAGACGCUUCGUAUUAUUCUCUCAUGAUUGGUAGUGAGUGUCCCAUUCUAGAGAAUAGAGUCAUCCUGCUCGGGCGGAGAUGGACAACGCAAGCGUGGCUAACACGUCGAUCCAGACAAGACGGUUCCUAACGCAGCCUGG